GGCUUCCUACUUGUGCAGACGCAUUCAAGGAAGAAUUGAGCAAAAUCAAACCAGUUUGCAGGCUUCCUCAUACGAUCGAUGGCCAUGAAUUCCAACAGUAAAAAUAGUGCUAGCGGUUGAGAGAUUUGUGAACUGCAACUAGGACGAUGCGGGUUCAAUAUUUAAUUCAAAGUACAACACAAUAACGAUUGAACCUACAAGUGGAAUCGUCAAAGUCCAAAAUAUUGCAUUCCAAUCAAUGUAGUAUAAAAGACUGAGUUCGUGUUGUCAGUCGAUUUCACUUCCAUUCCGUGUCUUAUCAAUUGAGUGCUAACAUGGGUGAUUAGUAACAAUCAAGCACCAGGUCAAUCGUAAGGUCAUCAAGCAACAAAGUAGAAGAGUUGAUCGAUUUCUUCUCAAUCGCGUGCGAUUGAUCAUUUCAUCAUCAGAUCAAAAUGGUCUGCGGUACGUGCUCUCUGAGGAACUUAGUACUAUUUGCAUUCCUUGGAUAUUGCUUGGGGUUGAAAUCGCAUCCCGAGGAAACAACCCUUCCAAAAGUACUAACAGCUGUUGUACAGUAUGGAAAACGUCUGAAGCUGAGCGUGAAGAACGUGAAAUAUGCGGAUCAUCUUUGGCAAUUCAAUGGGACGUCCGUGUCGGAGAAGUGUGAAGUGACGAUAUCUGAUGUAGGCAGCACCCUUAUUUGCGGGCACAUGGAUUGGUCAGACGAAGGACUGUACGAGUACCAUGGAGUUACUCGACAUGGGCAAAAGGAAACACCGCUAGCAGUUUUGGUCAAAGUUGAGGAAUGCGAUAAGCCUGAUAACCAGGAACCUGCAUCGCUCACGGGUGUUCCCACGCAAAGCAAAAAAUGUUUUUGUUCCGGAAUCACGGAAAAAUGCAACAUGGCGGAAAAUCUGUUCAGGAUCAAGUUGUCCGCUAAACUUCUUAAAAGUGACGAAGUACCUUUUCGGUGGCCAAGUGGUGGAAAUGCGGAACACUCGCAAUACUAUUCGCUGCCAAAGCAUCUGAGAGGAAAUCUGUUGAUGUCUUAUGGUGGAUUUCUGGAUAUUCAGUCAAAAGAAGAUGACGUGGAUGACAAUGGUCCAGAUGUAGUCCUACAGGGCAGCACGUUGACGAUGGUAUACUACCACAAGCGAGAAUUAGAGAUCAAUGGGGAACAAGCGAACAAACUAGUUCAAAUAACCGAGCACAAUUGGCGACUUUUGAAUGGGAGUAUCGUGCAACGAGAUGAGUUCAUGACUGUCUUGACGAACGUCACAAAGUUUUACGUAAAAUGUAAAUCUUCCGAUAGCUUGGAAUCGCCUCAAGUUGUGCUGGACAGCGCAGACUUCAAAGAUCACGGACUAGGUCAAGUUUCAACAGUGGAAGUAUGUAAAUGUCGUGUCGGAUUCAGGGGCUUAUCCUGUGAAAGCUGUGCUCCCGGAUUCAUUCGGAGGCAUGCUGUGGGACCACUAGGAGUGUGUGUCUCAUUUAAAGAAUAUUGGGAUGGUUUGAAGCGAUCAUUAGAAAUUCCACAUUCCUAUAACUGGUACAUGAAUACAAGUUGAACAUAAGUCAAAACAGGAUGAUUCAGAAGACCUACCAAAUAUCAUACAUAAAUUUUCAAAUAAAUAAUUACAUUGUCCAUGUC
Molecule: messenger RNA, 1633 nt
Organism: Armigeres subalbatus
Lineage: Eukaryota; Metazoa; Arthropoda; Insecta; Diptera; Culicidae
Product: basement membrane proteoglycan-like
Biological process (GO): tissue development; animal organ morphogenesis
Cellular component (GO): basement membrane
Molecular function (GO): extracellular matrix structural constituent
Source: RefSeq, a predicted model, not a curated record